Molecule: messenger RNA, 726 nt
Organism: Leptosia nina
Lineage: Eukaryota; Metazoa; Arthropoda; Insecta; Lepidoptera; Pieridae
Source: the annotation of a GenBank genome assembly
AUGACUCUUGCCGAGUUCUUCAGUUGUUCUCUGCUAGCUUUUGGUCCACCAGUAGCAAUGUUUGCUAUGACCAUAGCCAGAAACCCCGUAAGAAUAAUAAUUAUGAUAGCAGCAGCGUUCUUUUGGCUGUUAUCAUUUUUACUCUCAUCUUUAGUUUGGUACAUAGUUGUACCUUUGCGAUCUUAUCUCGCAUUCGGGAUGGUAUUUGCCGUUGCGUUUCAGGAGUGCUUUCGCUACUUCAUUUACCUACUGCUCAGAAAGACAGAAGCAGGCCUAAAGGAAAUUUCCGACAAUCAUGAGAUUAGCAGUCAUAAGUUGGAAAUGGCCUAUGUGUCAGGUUUAGGCUUUGGUAUUAUGAGCGGAGCUUUCGCUUUGGUUAAUGUUUUGGCUGACUCGGUUGGUCCUGGUACUCUAGGACUACAAAGUGGGACAGAAUUCUUCUUUGUUACAAGUGCUGCUAUGACACUAUGCAUGAUACUACUCAAUACAUUUUGGAGUGUUAUCUUCUUUAAUGGAAUGGAUGAAAAGAAUUAUAAAAAGAUUCUUUGGGUUAUUGGUUCUCACUUUUUGGUCUCCAGUUUAAGUUUAUUGAACAGAAAUGAGUAUUACUUCCUAACAAUAUUGCCAGCUUACAUUGUUUUGUUAAUAACAGCCUUAACAGCUUUUAAGUGUGCGGGAGGCUAUAUUGGUGUUGUAGUCAAUACAUGUUUUACAAAAGCUCAAUAA